Molecule: messenger RNA, 1176 nt
Organism: Drosophila innubila
Lineage: Eukaryota; Metazoa; Arthropoda; Insecta; Diptera; Drosophilidae
Gene: l(3)72Dr
Product: gamma-glutamyl hydrolase
Exons: 2
Coding region: 124-1149 (341 amino acids)
Biological process (GO): tetrahydrofolylpolyglutamate metabolic process
Cellular component (GO): vacuole
Molecular function (GO): gamma-glutamyl-peptidase activity
Source: RefSeq, a predicted model, not a curated record
UUUUGUUAUUUUUGGCCAAUUGCUUGUUUAGAUAUAAAAUCACGUACUGAGUCGAUCAUUUAUGAAAGGCGUGUUAAUGCGAAUUGCCGACAGCGAAUAAUUUAUUGCAAAUAAUUAUACGAAAUGCAUGAAAAUCUGCUUGAGGUGCAGGGAAAGGAGAUGGAAAAGAGGGAGACGAAGGUGGUGAAUACUCCGCACAUUGGCGUCAUGUGCAUUGAUAUAGCACAAUCGUUGGAGAACCAUUUGGGGUCUGGAUUUUGGCAUAGUUAUUUGCCGGUCUCGUACGUUAAGCAGUUGGAAUCGGUGGGCGCAGUCGUCAUACCCAUUUGGAUCGGCCGCAAACUUGACUAUUAUAAGGCCAUACUCAGCCAGGUGAAUGGUGUGCUCCUUCCCGGCGGUGCUGUGUGUUUGGAUGAGGAGGAAGCCAAGCAGUAUCCCAACUUGACCAAUGAUUGUGUGGCCGCCGCUCGAAUUAUCUAUGAGCUGGUUAUGGAGAGAAAUGCGGCUGGCGAAUACUUUCCAUUAUAUGGCACCUGUCUGGGCUUUCAGCUGAUCAUGAUCAAUGCGGCCAAGGAUAAGGAAGUGCGCACCAAAUGCUUCAAGUCCAAAUUUAAAGCAUUGCCACUGCAUUUGAGCAAGAAUUAUGAAGAGUCGGUGCUAUUUAAAGAACUGCCAGAGGAAUUGGCCAAGGAGAUGUCCAGUCAACCAUUUGCCUGUCAUCAGCAUGCUUAUUGCAUCACAGAGAGCGACCUGCAUCGCUUUAAACUGCACGAGGAUUGGCAUGUGCUGGCCACACAGCAGGAUGACGAGGGAGAGGAAGGACGCGGAUUCAUUACGCUCAUCGAGCAUCGCAAAUUUCCGAUCUUUGGCUCACAGUUUCAUCCGGAAAGAGCAGCCUACGAGCAGCUACUUGUCAGCACGGACACCUGCCGUGAGGCACACACAUCCAUCUGCAUCGAGUUGGCCCAGUAUUUUGCCAGGACCUUUGUGAAUGCCUGUCGCCGCAACAACAACAACUUUGCCAGUGUCGAGUUGUUGACUCGUCACUUGAUCUGCAACUGGCAGCCCAUUUUUACCGGCAAGUUCCCCAAAUCCCAUUGGCUGCAGUGUUACAUGUUCGACAAGCACGUGGAUUAUCCGGCGGAAUAAAUUUCAAUUUUUUUUUUAUACCAUAAA